Messenger RNA from Carassius auratus (goldfish), 1469 nucleotides. RefSeq lists its product as uncharacterized. The record is from RefSeq and is a predicted model, not a curated record. Gene Ontology annotation, molecular function: nucleic acid binding; zinc ion binding. Bases 211 to 1383 code for a protein of 390 amino acids. Lineage: Eukaryota; Metazoa; Chordata; Actinopteri; Cypriniformes; Cyprinidae. The transcript has a single exon.
GCUGGCUAUAGAGAUGAGUCUCAAUAAAGAGAGAUCAUUCAGAAGUUUCCGUGUUCUCUGAGUUUUCCCUGGUAUCCACGAUACAACAUAUGGCGACGAGGAUGAAAGUCACUGUGGAGCGGCUGUUUCCUGAGGGUAAAUAAAAAGCAGGACGUGAGUGAGCUGAUGAAAGUUAAUAGCUACCACCUGAAAGACUGAUUGAGUAGAACGAUGGUUAACAUGCUGGGAUCCGUGACGCCAUUUGAUAAUAAAUCACAAUCAUGGGAGGAGUAUUGUGAAAUAUUGAACCAUUUUUUCGUGGCAAAUGAUGUUGAAGAACCAGAGAAAAAAAGAGCCAUUUUGUUGAGCUGUGUGGGAGCUCAGACGUAUACUUUAAUGAGGAAUUUAUUGAGUCCUGAGAGACCAGGAUCAAAAAGUUAUGAGAAUCUGGUGAGUUUGCUGAAAAAUCACUUUAAUCCAAAGCCCAGUGAAAUAGUUCAAAGGUGGAAGUUUAAUUCACGUAACAGACACUUUGAUGAAAGCAUAGUCGAAUAUGUGGCCGAACUGAGGAAAUUAGCUCAAGAUUGCAAUUUUGGAGAUACACUUACAGUUAUGCUGAGAGACAGAUUAGUAUGUGGUGUUAAUGAUGACAGCAUACAACGGAGAUUAUUGGCUGAGGAGGAACUGACAUUUGAGACAGCGUUAAGGAAAGCUCAGGCGAUUGAAGCUGCUAAUAAGGAUAUGGUUGAUUUGCAUAAAGAUAAAGGAAAUCGAUUGGGUACCACUGUUUUCAAGAUGGACACAGGAGAAAAAAACAAGUCGAGUGUUACAGGAUUGUGCUAUCGAUGUGGUGGAAGUAACCAUGGGCCCAAAGACUGUAGAUUUGCCAACGAAAAGUGUUAUAAUUGUGGUAAAAUGGGACAUGUGAAAAGAGUAUAUAGAAUGAAAGCACAAGAAACGGGUGUGGAUAAAGACAGGAAGUUUUGGAAAUGGGGGAGAGGAAAUCAAUCAAACAAGGCAAAUUAUCUUCAAGAAGAAGAGGAAGAUCGGGCUGAAGAUGUUUUCACCAUGUAUAGUCUAGAGGCACCACAGCCCCAUGUACCCCCCAUUACACAGAUAUUGCUUGUAAAUGAAUACCCUGUGAAGUUUGAGAUUGACACUGGAUGUAGUGUGACUGUCGUAUCACAGAGGGAGUAUGGAAAAAUGGAAGCUAAGAAGAACUUGUCUGAACUCAAAAAAAGCACUCUCAGUUUAAAAACCUACACCGGACAGUCAGUGCCCAUUUUAGGUACCACUAAAGUUAAAGUCAAACACAAAGGCCUUACCAAAGAACUCACAGCAGUGGUUGUGGCAGGAUCUGGGCCUAAUUUGUUGGGACGAUUUAACUCGGCUGGGAAAAAGUGAGUAAACUUAAAGACAGCUCAGAGUUGUUACAAGAUAUCCUAAGGGAACAUGAAACAGUUUUCAAAGAGGAACUUGGAACACUAAAG